Alligator sinensis (Chinese alligator) is the source of this 1417-nucleotide messenger RNA. It is a transcript of the gene HABP4, whose product is annotated as hyaluronan binding protein 4. The coding region runs from base 5 to 895 and encodes 296 amino acids. The record is from RefSeq and is a predicted model, not a curated record. Gene Ontology annotation, cellular component: cytoplasm; nucleus. NCBI's taxonomy places the organism in Eukaryota, Metazoa, Chordata, Crocodylia, Alligatoridae. The transcript has 8 exons. Gene Ontology annotation, biological process: positive regulation of RNA splicing; positive regulation of translational initiation. Gene Ontology annotation, molecular function: RNA binding.
ACGAAUGUGCUUCGAGGGCCAGAAGCGAGCCCCUAAACGGGGAGACCAGCAAGGAUGGAAUGAUAAUAGGGGAGCCGAAAUAAAACAAGAAAAAACUGAAUGGAGACCUUCUUUCAGGGAAUACCGUCCCUAUGACGUGGAAAGACAAACAGAAUUCUCAGUGGAAAAGCCAGUAGACCGAUUUGACCGGGAAAGGCCAAUGCGAGGACGUGGGGGAGGAAGAGGUGGCAUGCGAAGCAGAGGAAGAGGUGGCGGAAUAAAUCGAAGCUUUGAUGGUUUUGACCAAAGAGGGAAGCGGGAAUUCGAACGGCAAAGUGGGAGUGAUAAAACAGGAAUCAGAGCAGAAGACAAAAGGGGUGGAAGUGGAACGCGCAACUGGGGAACAGUUAAAGAUGAUCUGAGUGAGAUGGAACAGACUGCCCCCAUGGAAGAGACUGUGGAAACAGUGGAACAACAAGGAGCACCUGAAGGAGAAUCUGUGAACAAAGUUGCUGAAGGGGAGCCAGUGGAAGAAGUAGUUCAAGAAAUGACGUUAGAUGAGUGGAAAAAUCUUCAGCAACAGAAUCGACCAAAGCCUGAAUUCAACAUCCGGAAGCCAGAAUCCACUGUUCCUUCCAAAGCAGUGGUGAUUCACAAGUCAAAAUAUAGUGAUGAUAUGCAAAAGGAGGAUUCUGAGGAUGACUCCCACGUUUUCCGGAGAGCAGCUAAUGACAUAACUUCUCAGCUGGAUAUUAACUUCGGGAAUCUUCCUCGCCCUGGGCGUGGGUCUAGAGGAGCGCGAGGAGGCCGUGGCCGUGGCAGAAGAGUUGAGGAUCCAGGCCCUAAACCAGAAGUGGUGACACAAAUUGCUGCUCCAAAUCCUGAUGAUCCUGAGGAUUUUCCUGCUUUAGCUUGAAAGAACUGUCUUGACCAGUUUUGGCGUAGCUGUGAAGAGACCAGUUUUACAUUGCUGUGGGAAAGGAUUGUCUGAGUCUACAGGAAAUUUCCCCCCCUCUUCCCUCCUCCCCCACCUUGUGUGAAACUAUUACACUCCCAUGCUAUUGAGAACAAUGACCUUGUGACACUAAAGGACAGGGAUCUUGCUACUGAUUCCAGCAUCUGCCUCUCUUUGAGAUAACUGUGUGAAGGUUUUAUGGUAUUAUACUCGAGGGAUUUCAAAUAAAAGUUCAACAGUACAGUGUUUAAAAUGUGUAUAUAGAGAUUAUAUUGAGGGGUUGUCUUUUUUUUUUUUUCUUGAAAGCACAGUGAAAUGUAAGUUGUACAACAUGGUCUACGAUUGGGACUCUAUAGCAAACCCUCUAUAGGGACUUGAAAGCUGCUUUCCUUACUUCAUUGAGUGAAAUGUACCUUUGCAUAUUUUAAGCAGUUAAUACACGGCAAUUUUCGGAAGUUGGCAAAUAAAGGAAACUGCUCAUUG